Molecule: messenger RNA, 762 nt
Organism: Symbiodinium necroappetens
Lineage: Eukaryota; Dinophyceae; Suessiales; Symbiodiniaceae
Source: the annotation of a GenBank genome assembly
AUGGCCCCAAAGAAUAAGGCCAAAGCUGCUCCGAAGGCCGAGCCGAAGGCUAAGAAGUCCAAGCCUAUGGUGGUUGCAGAUGAUCCCACACCGGCGGAGAUGAAAGCCAGCAUUCAAAGGAUGCUGAAUCUUGUGAAGUACAAAGCCGACCCCUUGAAAAACAAAAGUGGAGAUCGCCUGACCGAAGCCCAGGAAGUGCUGGAGGCCUACCGACAGAUCUCCGACUCGGACCGAAAAGGCUUCAUCGCUGGCUACCAGAAGCAUGUGCUGAAGGACUUGAAGUGGAUGGGCCAGUACACCAAGAAGGUCGUCAAGGAGGCCGAAGAGGAGGAUCACUCGACCAAGGGCAUGAUGACCUCGUCCCGAAUUUUCGAGCUCAAUGGCCUCAAGUUCGGCGACUUUCCAGAAAAGAAGCAGAAGAAAUUGCUGGAGGGUUUCCUCCAGGAGUGUGCGAGUGAAGUUGGAGCACCCCGAGCGAAGCGAGCUGGCCAACUUGAGCAAAGUGGCCAACAGUGCAGUCAAGAGCUUGGAUGCAAAACAUGGAGGGUUGAGCUCGGAAUGCAUUGCUCUGGAGAACUCCAAGUUCGCUUUCAAAGCGCCGGAGAUCAGGGCUGGCCUGGAGACUCUGAAGAACUUUGUCGAGGAUUUUCGAAAGACCCAGGUCCUGCUGGAUCGCACGCUUUCCACGAUGGACGAGGCAGCCUGCAAGGCCGAGAAAGCCGACGUCGACCAGUGGAACCGCAACGCCCGCGAGCAUCUUGA